AUGGCCACUCGUGUCAAACAGAUAUCAUCGGACUGGCAGUGGAAGGAACGGGACACCACUACUGAUCCCGUUACCCAUGAACUCGCAGCGAAGGACUUCCCAAGCGGCCCUGACAAAUUUGAUACCAGAGCUGCAUGGCGCUCGGCCACCCAGUUUCCAUCCGAAGUUCAUGUCGAACUCAUUCAGCUAGGCCGCAUUCCUCACCCUUAUAUCGGGUUCAAUGAGCACAAUGUUCAAUGGGUCGGAGAGAGGGAAUGGCUCUACCGGAAUACCUUCGCCAUCGAGGCGCGUGACCGCAACGAGUAUGCUGAAUUGUUCUUCGAGGGACUGGACACGUUCUGCGAUGUAUACGUGAACGAGGAGCUAGUCCUAUCGACGGAUAACCAGUUUCGCACUUACCGAGUCCCACUUAGUUCACGCCAGCUGGCGACUUCUAAUGAAGUCACGCUUCUCUUGCACUUCAAGUCGGCGAAACUGAUAGCCAAACAGCUUGAAGCCAAGUACGGGCGCGUGAGGGCGGGAUCGACCAACCUCGGAGAUCCUAGUCGCGUCUACGUGAGGAAAGCACAGUAUGACUGGCGAUGGGACUGGGGCCCAGAGCUUCUGACUUGUGGACCAUACCGACCGAUCUCAUUGAUAACAUACAAGACACGCAUAGCUGACCUGAAUACUCACGCCGUCGUAGCUGCUCCUCCGCAACUCCUGCCAUCAUUUUCCCUGGACAUACGUCUGUCGGGCGAUAUAUCUGCGACAGACAGGGUCCGAGUUACACUCAAAGACACCACCACUGAGAAGGAGAUCCGCAGUGAAGAAACGGUCAUAAAUGGUUUGCAAGUGAUCGACGGACAAGCCAGCGAUGUCGUCAAAUGGAGUUUCCAGGCUAAAGACGUAGAGCUCUGGUGGCCUGUGGGCUACGGAAAGCAGAAGCUAUACACCGUAGAAGUCCUUAUUGUAGACAAGAACGGUGGUAAGUUGGACCAAGCAACGCAGAGGAUCGGGUUUCGACACGUCGAAGUGGUGCAAGAACCACUCAAAGAACCGGACCAGUAUGGUGGUGGUACAACGUUCCUGUUUCAAGUGAACGGCGUAAGGGUGUUCAUAGGCGGCGAGCACUUCUGCUCCAACUGGGUCCCCGGAGAUAACCUGUUGACUACGAUCACCCCAGAGCGGUACCGCGCCUGGCUAACACUUCUUCGUGACGGCAAUCAGAACAUGGUCCGCCUGUGGGGCGGAGGCGUGUAUGAGCCUGACGUCUUCUAUGACACCUGCGACGAGCUUGGGAUCCUUGUCUGGCAGGACUUCCAAUUCGCUUGCGGUGUUUACCCGGCCCAUGAUGAAUUCGUGGAGAACGUGAAGAUCGAAGCUGAAGAAAGCGUGCGGAGAUUGAGGAACCAUCCAUCGAUGGCGCUUUUCUGCGGGAACAACGAAGAUUAUCAGCAGGUCCUACAAUGGGGAGGCAUCUCGGAGCUUCCAGCGAGGAGGAUAUACGAGGAAACUCUUCCUGAGGUGGUCUCUCGACUUACGUACCCGGAAAUCCCUUACCAUCGAGGGUCUCCCUACGGAGGUAAAGGAUGGGAUACGUCUGAUCCAACCAUCGGAGACGUGCAUCAGUGGAACAUCUGGGCCGGCAAGGAGUUACCAUGGCAGGAGUACGAUCGCAUGGGCGGUCGAUUUGUAAGUGAGUUUGGGGUUCCAUCGAUGCCAGAUAUGAGAACGAUCAGGUACUGGACCGGCGAGGGUAAACUGCCGCCAUUCGCCCAAUCCAAGAUCAUGGCCCAGCACUGCAAAGCUGGCGCUUUCGAACGCCGCUUCGCGAUCCUUAUGAACGAGAACUUCCGCCUCACCAGCGAUCUCGAGACCCACGUUUAUAAUACGCAGAUCCUCCAAGCAGAAGCAAUGGGUUUUGCGUAUAGGUCUUGGCGACGCGAGUGGCGCGGACACGGGAAAGAAUAUACUGCGGGGGCAAUCGUCUGGCAACUCAACGACUCCUGGCCGGUGACAUCUUGGGCCAUAGCUGAUUAUUUCCUUCGUCCCAAGGCAAGCUACUAUGCAAUCGCAAGAGAAAUGCAGCCGAUAACGGUGGGGAUAUUUCGAACGGUAACAAAGAACAGGCCCGAUGAUCGGCCCCGUCAGUUUUACGAAUUCGGGGCCUAUCAAUCUCUGGGAGCGAGGAUCGACAUCUGGGCGACGAACAGCACGCUGCAAGAUGUGUCAACACGGUUCGAGCUUCGUUGUGUGGAUCUCGAAUCAGACUGGACACAUGAACACCGGGAGGACGUCAUCCUCUGCGCCAACAGGACAACAGAGAUAUUGUCAAUACCUUGCCCGUGCCCCCCGCACCCGCUGACUACUGCGGAUGGAGACCCGGUACCUACCAGUUCACACUCGGUGGUUGUGGGAGCACGUUUGAUACGUACCGAGACUGGAGAAAUCGUGGCCCGAUAUGCUGACUGGCCGCAGCCACUCAAGUUCAUCGACUUCCCAGAUCCCUGUCUCGGGCUGGAUGUGGACGGUGAUCGCGUACAGAUCCGGGUGCGGAAACCUGUCAAAGCUCUGGUCUUGUCCGUUGAUGGAGAAGAGGGGCCUGAGGUACGGUGGGGCGACAAUGCGCUUGAUGUUAUGCCGCAUGACCCACAGGAGGUACGGGUUCAGCAUUUGAAUGGUAGGAAGGUCAAGGCAGCAUACAUGGGACAAGAGAAAGCGGUAGUUUUGUGAUAGCAGCUGGAACGAAAGUCAAGGAGGUGCUGAAACUCGACGCAUAUCCUCCUGUCUAUGCAGGUAUACAGUUUUGUAGCGCUGGAGUUGCGUCUGAAGUAACACCCGGAAAUAAGCCGCGAAUUAGAUAUGGCGUGCCCGCGAGUAUGUUUGCUUUUAGACCUCUGCGAAGCCACGGCCCUGCGAACGCUAGACAUCGCC
Gloeophyllum trabeum ATCC 11539 is the source of this 2916-nucleotide messenger RNA. Its product is annotated as glycoside hydrolase. Bases 1 to 2715 code for a protein of 904 amino acids. NCBI's taxonomy places the organism in Eukaryota, Fungi, Basidiomycota, Agaricomycetes, Gloeophyllales, Gloeophyllaceae. Gene Ontology annotation, biological process: glycoprotein catabolic process; carbohydrate metabolic process. The record is from RefSeq and is a predicted model, not a curated record. Gene Ontology annotation, molecular function: beta-mannosidase activity. The transcript is spliced from 16 exons.